Anguilla anguilla (European eel) is the source of this 4423-nucleotide messenger RNA. Its product is annotated as poly(ADP-ribose) glycohydrolase-like. Gene Ontology annotation, cellular component: nucleus; cytoplasm. The transcript is spliced from 18 exons. Gene Ontology annotation, molecular function: poly(ADP-ribose) glycohydrolase activity. Bases 746 to 3661 code for a protein of 971 amino acids. NCBI's taxonomy places the organism in Eukaryota, Metazoa, Chordata, Actinopteri, Anguilliformes, Anguillidae. The record is from RefSeq and is a predicted model, not a curated record. Gene Ontology annotation, biological process: ATP generation from poly-ADP-D-ribose; regulation of DNA repair; carbohydrate metabolic process.
AAAUUACAGUCACAAUUUGUACAAUAAUAUUGGGAAGAAGCUUGUUUUUACGCCUUAAAAAUUAGGAUUACAACGGGAAAACGUUUGUAUUGCGAUUAUUGUUUAUUGUAGAGAUUCAGUCUAACAGCUAUGCGAGUGUUGAGGGUAAUUGUGGCGCUUUAGAGUUUGGUUUCAUUGCGAAUGUUGAAGUUCUGUGUACCGGGUGCUUUCUGUCGCGGUACUACAAGCUACCGAUAGCUCGGGGAUCUCUGACUAAAACUAAAUCCACACCUAACGCAAACCGUAUGUUCGCUAGAUAAAAAUAAACGCAAUAUACUGCAAUCUGAACCUUAAAAUCUGUUCAAAUUGCCUGAUACAACAAAUAUGGUAAAGUUAGCUAGUAUAUAUUAACCCGGCUCCAAAUGGAAAUAGCUGAAGUUACUUUUACCAAGCUCGCUAAUGUAGCUAGCACUAACUAGCGUUGUUUGUCUACGCUAUUUGUUCGACUGGAUAGUCUGCUAAAAUUAGAAGUAGCCUACAUUGUGACAACUGCACUGGAUGUAACAGUAAUCAGCAUAUAAAUCAAACUAUAAAGUUAAAAGCUUUUGAAAUAACAGGGCACUAAUCUAAAUAGGUACAAUGAAAGGCGUAAUCUUGAUAUGUUUUAAACGUAGGAAAAACAGUACCGUCUUCCUUAGAUAGCAAGGAAACAGUGCAGAAUAGUUCCACUGCCUACAAUAACAGAAAGAUUUACUGUUGUUAAAAUAUGACAUCCUCGUCUGAGCCUUUAAAGAAGAAACUACGGUUGGAGGGUGCCGGACCAUCUGUCAGUGGCAGCACGAAGAACUGCAGUCAGCAGUGUGGACGCUCUGUCAGAGAUAACAAAAAGAAGACUUCUCCGACUUCUACAAACAAAAUGGAGGAAAUCACAGAAAAAAUGUGUUCAUUAUGUAGUGGUGGGAAGCAUGCAGAGAGUAGGAGUAACACAGCUGGGAAAAGGAGAGUGGUUUUCCCUGCCCUGUUCCCUGAGAGGAAGCCUGAUGGGGAACCACGGGACAGUGAAGACCGAGGAAUGGCAGAACACUUACAGGCCCUUCCUUCUGGGGGGAGCGCCACGCUGGAGGGGCCACAGGUGGAGGUGGGCUCUUCAGGGCUGGAGGGGCCACAGGUGGAGGUGGGCUCUUCAGGGCUGGAGGGGCCACAGGUGGAGGUGGGCUCUUCAGGGCUGGAGGGGCCACAGGUGGAGGUGGGCUCUUCAGGGCAGUGUUCAGCCAGAGCUACCAGCUCCUCACCCGGCAAAUGGAAACCCGUCAGGCUGAGCGUGUCGGCUGUGCAGGAUGUUGAAAUGCAGAGUGUGGAGGACACUGCCACAGCUGCCACACACCAGGCCACAGGCUGCGUGCCAGCGGGGGACCCCAGGGGCUCCAAGCACAGUGGUGGGAGGGAGAGUGUCGAUCAUUCCACAAGCAGCUCGAAAAAUCCAGGAGCAACUGGAUUGUUGUCCACCCCACAGACCAGGCCUGAUGAAGGUCAGAAGUCCCAAACACCGAGCCCGUCUCCUAGUGUGCAGGUUCCAGUGCAGGGGAGAGGAGAGAGUUGGUGGAUGGCGACGCCCAUCUCUGAGCUGAGGAGGGCACCAGGCUGCAGCCUGGCUCUGCCCCCACUGAGGGCUUCCCGCAAUCACACCAUCACAAUCAGAACAGACCUCUUACGGGAAGGACAGCUCCCUGUCCCGUUCCCCUUCAAGUUCAAAGAUGCGUGGGAUGACGUGACAGUCAAGAUGCCCUGUUCAGAGUGGAACCUGUUUCCUGGAGGAAGUGAGGGAAGCGGGGUGCAGAGCCGAUGGGACCUGAUCCGGACGUCUUUGGAAACCGAGUUUGACAGUUCAGUGGAUGUGCAGAAUGCAAUACUGCGAUAUAAUACUGCUCAUGCCAAGAGAUGGGACUUUACUGCGCUGAACUACCUGUGCACUGAGGGUCUGGAGGAUGUUGAAGUAGAGCAUCUGUUUGAGUCCAUCCUGCCGUGCAUGGUGCAGUUAGCGGUGAAGGCGCCUAGCCUGUGUACUGACCCGAUACCUCUGCUGAAGCAGAAGAUGAAUCACUCCAUCACCAUGUCACAGGAGCAGAUCGCCUGCCUGCUGGCCAAUGCCUUCUUCUGCACUUUCCCUCGGCGCAACUCCAGGAAGUCCGAGUAUUCAAAUUACCCAGAAAUCAAUUUCUACAGGCUAUUUGAAGGUUCUUCACACAGGAAGACUGAGAAACUGAAAACGCUUCUGUGCUACUUCAGACGAGUCACUGAAAAAAGACCCACUGGCCUGGUGACAUUCACAAGACAAUCUUUGAACAGCUUUCCAAAAUGGGAAAGUUCUGAGACUCUGCUCACACGACUUCACAUCACCUGUGAAGGGACCAUUGAAGAUCAGGGCUAUGGAAUGCUUCAGGUGGACUUUGCCAACAGGCUGGUGGGAGGGGGUGUAAUGGGCCAGGGCCUGGUUCAGGAGGAGAUCCGCUUCCUCAUCAACCCCGAGCUCAUCGUAGCGCGCCUGUUCACCGAGGCUCUUCACCAUAACGAGUGCCUCAUCAUUACAGGUACGGAGCAGUACAGUAAAUACACUGGUUAUGCGGAGAGCUAUAAAUGGAUGCACAGCCAUAAAGAUGAGACCCCAAGAGACGGCUGGCACAGGAAGUGCACAGAAAUCGUUGCUUUGGACGCGCUCAAUUUCAGCCACUUCCUGGACCAGUUUCACCCUGCGAAGAUGAACAGGGAACUCAACAAGGCUUACUGUGGCUUCCUGCGUCCGGGAGUGCCCAGCCAGAACCUCAGCGCCGUGGCAACGGGGAACUGGGGGUGCGGAGCGUUUGGAGGAGACACGCGUCUGAAGGCCCUGCUCCAGAUCCUGGCGGCCGCGGAAACGGGGCGGGACGUGGCGUACUUCACCUUCGGCGACCGGGAGCUCAUGAGGGAUGUGAGAGACAUGCACGCCUUCCUCACGGACAGACGCGUCACCGUGGGCUGUGUGUACAGGAUCCUGCAGCAGUACUACCACAAUGUGUGUAAGACCUGUCACUGUUCACGGCCGGAUGUCAGCCUGUAUGGCUUCAUCUAUGAGAAGCUCAGCUACAGCAAUGCAUCACCACUGAGAGACCCAGACUGCAGCCCUGCAGCAUCGCCGAGAGACCCAGACUGCAGCCCUGUGUCAGCAAAGAGAGACUCAGACUGCAGCCCUGUGUCAGCAAAGAGAGACUCAGACUGCAGCCCUGCGUCUCCACAGAGAGACUCAGACUGCAGCCCUGCGUCAGCACAGAGAGACUCAGACUGCAGCCCUGCAUCUCCACAGAGAGACUCAGACUGCAGCCCUGUGUCAGCAAAGAGAGACUCAGACUGCAGCCCUGCGUCACCACAGAGAGACUCAGACUGCAGCCCUGCGUCUCCACAGAGAGACUCAGACUGCAGCCCUACAUCUCCACAGAGAGACUCAGACUGCAUCCCUGUGUCACCACAGAGAGACUCAGACUGCAGCCCUGGAUCUGCACAGAGAGACUCAGACUGCAGCCCUGCAUCAGCACAGAGAGACUCAGACUGCAGCCCUGCAUCUCCACAGAGAGACUCAGACUGCAUCCCUGCAUCUCCACAGAGAGACUCAGACUGCAGCCCUGCAUCACUGCAGAGAGGUGGGGACUGAGAUGACCCUGACGUCCCCAUGACCUUUCUGAAAACUUCACCCCUCACACAGAAUCAAAACCUGCCCUCUGCCUUUCUAACAGGAAGGAGAGGGGUUCAGCAGGAAGUCACAGCCUUUCUAACAGGAAGGAGUGGGGUUCAGCAGGAAGUCACAGUUUUUCUAACAGGAAGCAGUGGGGUUCAGCAGGAAGUGACAGUUUUUCUAACAAGAAGGAGUGGUUUUCAGCAGGAUGUCACAGCCUUUCUAACAGGAAGGAGUGGGGUUCAGCAGGAAGUCACAGCCUUUCUAACAGGAAAGAGUGGGGUUCAGCAGGAAGCCAAGGGGAUAAGGUGACUAAUAAUAGAAAUGGAUUCCUUGGUGGUGGCACCCGUCUCCUUUUUUUGUCCGAACAUGCAGUUUGGUUCAGUUCUCCCUUUAAAGAUGGCAUAACUUUAUGCUUCUUCCUUUUUCACUCUAACAUUAGCACUGGGCUGAAUGAGGGAUUUGUCCUGUUUGCUCAGAUCUGCAUGUGGACUUGUAUGAACUUUGCAGGAUGUUAUAAACCGUCAGGAUUCAAAUCAACUUGUUCAGUUUGGUUGAUCUUUUGUUGAUUGUUGUUUUGGAUUUGUAUCUUGGAUUGGGUUUGAUUGGUAAUACAGAAAUUAAAAUGAAAUGUGAUUGUAUGGGUCUUUUUUAAUGUGUAUCAUGUAUCAUGUUUGCAUUUGAUAAUAAAUAUGGAUCUCUUAUGCAUUCAUUUUCACAUUAAACAACACAUUUUCAUAA